Molecule: messenger RNA, 816 nt
Organism: Austrofundulus limnaeus
Lineage: Eukaryota; Metazoa; Chordata; Actinopteri; Cyprinodontiformes; Rivulidae
Product: metallophosphoesterase domain-containing protein 1
Molecular function (GO): hydrolase activity
Source: RefSeq, a predicted model, not a curated record
AUCAUAUUUUGUAUGUUUCCUUUAGGUUUGGAGAAGCAGUAGAGGAGAAGAGGAGAAGGAAGGAGAUGUUCUCCUCUCAGGACACUGUGACUGUGAGCUCAGCGAGUGCUUUAGSUUUUUAGGACACCUCUCGGCAGCCUCUUCUGAGCCAACAACGCUGUUCUGAACGAAGAAGGACGGACAGCAGGCCUUUCUUUUAUCCAGGCACUCUGCUUUAGCCACUGCAGCCAUGGCCUUUACCUUGUCAGAAAUCAUGGCCGCACGACGGCAGCAGUCCCAAGCCCAGUCACACUCUCAGCGAGGCAGCAGGACGGCUGUGGAGGUGGACGAAUACAGCACWAACCCUACCCAGGCCUUCACCUUCUACAAUAUCAACCAGGGACGCUUCCAGCCRCCUCAUGUCCACAUGGUGGACCCAAUGCCUCAYGACACUCCCAAGCCACCAGGCUACACACGGUUUGUGUGCGUUUCGGACACACACUCCCGCACCGAUGCCAUCCAGAUGCCGUACGGUGAUGUGUUCAUCCAUGCUGGAGACUUCACCGAACUGGGACUUCCCUCUGAGGUCAAAAAGUUCAACGAUUGGCUGGGCACCCUGCCCUACGACAUCAAAAUAGUAAUCGCCGGAAACCACGAGUUGACCUUYGACCAGGAGUUCAUGGCAGACUUGAUCAAGCAGGACUUUUACUACUUCCCCUCGGCCUCCAAGCUGAAGCCAGAGAACUAUGAGAAUGUCCAGUCCCUCCUCACUAACUGCAUCUACCUGCAGGACUCUGACGUCACAGUUCGUGGGUUCAGGAUUUACGGCUCUCCCUG